GUCGGCUACUUGAAACUUUUGUGAUUAACAGUCGUGGUGGCACCUUGACAACAUUACGAAGGCAUUGCGAGCUCUCUGUUGCUCAAAAUGCGGGCUCAAGCACUGCGGGCAAGUCAGGCAGCGCCUUUGAGGCCUAUCUCUGCCCACCUUCGAUGCUCCCAACCCGCACUGCGAAGAUGUCUCGCCACGAGUUCCAGCCUUCCCUCGCACAGAGUAGACCUUGCGUCAAGGACGCCGCCCUAUAAGAAGCUGGCCCACAAGCUUGAGGAGGUCAGGAAGAUCCUAGGUCCUGGGAGACAGUUGACGCUUGCGGAGAAGAUCCUGUACUCACACCUCGACAAUCCGGAGGACUCGUUGUUGUCCAAUACGAAUAAUGGAAGGGAUAUUCGGGGAAACGCAAAUCUUAAGCUCAAGCCCGAUCGGGUUGCUAUGCAGGACGCGUCCGCGCAGAUGGCCCUGCUGCAGUUCAUGUCGUGUGGGCUUCCCUCGACCGCCGUUCCUGCAAGUAUCCACUGCGAUCAUAUGAUUGUUGGGCAAAAGGGUGAACAGGCGGAUUUACCGAGCUCCAUUGCGGGGAAUAAGGAGGUGUUUGACUUUUUGGAGUCGGCAGCGAAGAAGUAUGGUAUUGAGUUUUGGCCACCUGGUGCGGGUAUCAUUCAUCAGACUGUGUUGGAGAAUUACUCGGCGCCAGGAUUGAUGAUGCUCGGAACGGACAGCCACACGCCUAACGCCGGUGGUUUGGGGGCAAUUGCGAUUGGUGUGGGUGGUGCGGACGCGGUCGAUGCGUUGGUGGAUGCACCAUGGGAGUUGAAGGCACCUAAGAUUCUGGGUGUUGAGCUCAUUGGCGAACUGAGCGGCUGGGCCUCUCCCAAGGAUAUCAUUCUGUAUCUUGCGGGUCAGCUUACAGUGAGGGGUGGAACUGGAUACAUCAUCGAGUACUACGGCCCAGGCGUACAGUCUUUGAGCUGCACUGGCAUGGCAACGUGCUGCAAUAUGGGCGCUGAAGUGGGUGCGACGACAUCACUGUUCCCCUUUUCCCCGGCUCACGUCCCCUACCUCCAAGCAACGCACCGUGGCCCUAUUGCUGAGGCCGCUUCCAAGAUUGCCUCUGGGCCAAUGGCUCAAAAUUUGCUGCGCGCCGACCCUGAAGCUGCCUAUGACAAGGUCAUCAGGAUCGACCUCUCCAGACUCGAGCCCCACAUCAACGGCCCCUUCACGCCCGACCUCUCUACCCCUAUCUCCAAGUUUAAAGAUAUCGUUGAGGAGAAGGGGUGGCCGAAGGCUUUCGGUGCCGGUUUGAUUGGUAGCUGCACCAACAGUUCAUACCAGGACAUGACCCGCGCUGAAGAGGUGGUCAAGCAGGCGUCCGCCGCGGGCCUCAAACCCAAGGCAGAUUUCUUCAUCACGCCCGGUAGUGAACAGAUUCGUGCAACCCUGGAUCGAGAUCAAACUCUGUCGACGUUCUCUGCCGCCGGCGGAACCGUGCUGUCAAAUGCUUGCGGUCCCUGCAUUGGCAUGUGGGACAGAAAAGAUGCGCCACCAAAGGGUGAGGCAAAUGCCAUCUUUACAUCGUACAAUCGCAACUUCCCCGGCCGGAACGAUGGAAAUCGUGCAACCAUGAACUUCCUCGCCUCCCCUGAAUUGAUCACUGCGAUGGUAUACUCCGGAUCCACUACCUUCAAUCCUGCCACCGACUCGAUUGACACGCCAAAUGGUCCCUUCAAAUUCACACCUCCGAAAGGCUCGGAUCUUCCAUCCGCUGGUUUCGCGGAGGGCCGGCCUGAAUUCUUCGCCACUCCCGGCGUGCCUGACCCUACUGUGGAAGUAGUCGUCGACCCCAGAUCUACACGUCUUGCCCUCCUCGAACCCUUCGCUCCCUUCCCCAACUCCGAACUCAACUCCCUCCGCGUCCUCUACAAAGUCAAAGGCCAAUGCACAACUGACACCAUCUCCGCGGCAGGACCCUGGCUGAAGUACAAGGGUCAUCUUCCCAACAUCUCCGAGAACACGCUCAUCGGCGCCGUGAACGCGCAGACGGGUGAAGUUAACGUUGCUUACGAUGUCGAUGGCACCAAGUCCGGGAUUCCCGAACUGGCGAAGCGGUGGAAGGAGAAGGGUCAGGAAUGGCUCGUUGUUGCCGAGCAUAACUAUGGGGAGGGCUCAGCACGCGAGCAUGCUGCGUUACAGCCCCGUUAUCUCGGCGGACGCAUCAUUCUCGCCAAGUCGUUUGCUCGUAUCCACGAGACUAACUUGAAGAAGCAGGGUAUCGUGCCCUUGACCUUUGCCAACGAAGCGGAUUACGAUCUUUUCGAAGCCUGUGAUGAGGUUGCUACGAGGGGUCUGCUGGAUGUAUUGAGGAGUGGAGGGAAGGGUGAGGUCGAUCUUGUGCUGAAGAAGAAGAGCGGGGAGGAGGAGGUUAUCAAGACGAAGCAUACGCUAAGUGAAGAUCAAUGUGGAUUUAUACUCGCGGGAAGUGCAUUGAAUCUGUUGGCGAGGAAGGGGAAGGAGGGGCUCGAGGAGAUUACGAGGCAGAGUGAGCUGUCUCUCUAAGCUGAGGGAUGACUGUCAAGGGAGGACUUUGGUGUAGACGGCGCGUUAAGGGCUUGUAUUAUAUUGCAUAGCCCAGUGAAGGGCAUCCUGAUACCUUACCAAAUUAUGAUUCUGACUUCCUUCCUCGAUGCCGGACCUUGGCCGAUGGAGAUGGUUGUGGGACAUGUCGAAGCGCGAUCCCACGUGGUAUGGGUCGCCAGCCCUUUGGGAUUUGGAGAAAACGACAUGGAGCGGAGCUCGGUCUCACUUACACCGAGCAGGAUCAUUUGUAUCAUAGAGUAUGGGUGGCGCCAUGCCCAAUCUAUCAGGUAUAUUAGCAGCCC
Molecule: messenger RNA, 2873 nt
Organism: Westerdykella ornata
Lineage: Eukaryota; Fungi; Ascomycota; Dothideomycetes; Pleosporales; Sporormiaceae
Product: mitochondrial aconitate hydratase-like protein
Exons: 4
Coding region: 88-2550 (820 amino acids)
Biological process (GO): tricarboxylic acid cycle
Cellular component (GO): cytosol; mitochondrion
Molecular function (GO): aconitate hydratase activity; 4 iron, 4 sulfur cluster binding
Source: RefSeq, a predicted model, not a curated record